AUGCUAGCACUCCGUUUACACGGACGAAAGGAUAUCCGACUCGACACGGUUCCCAUUCCGGAAUGCCUACCAAACCAAGUCCGAGUACGCGUGGCGUACUGCGGAAUCUGCGGCUCAGAUAUCCACGAGUACGACGCAGGGCCUAUUCUCGCCCCUCAACAAGAAGAAACAAAUCCCCACUCCGGCGCAACACUCCCAGUGAUCCUCGGGCAUGAAAUGUCGGGGAUUAUUAUUGAAGUCGGAGCCGAUGUAGAAGGCAUCUCCACCGGGAAGAAAGUGGUAGUCAACCCUUUACUAGCAGACUCGCAGAUCCAAGCAGAGGCAUGCACAUCUUGCCUGCGCGGGAGCUUCAACACCUGCAAACGGUCUACAUACUACGGAAUCAAUGCGCAGGGGGGUGGGUUCUCCGGCGAGAUUUGCGUCAAUGCCACUAAUAUUGUUGCCGUUCCUGAUAGCGUCUCGCUGAGGGCUGCUGCGCUCGCGGAACCUUUGGCCGUGGCUUGCCAUAUGAUUGAGCGAUCGGGGUUUAGUCCUGAUGACAAUAUCUUGAUCCUUGGGGCAGGGCCGAUUGGGUUGGCUUUGCUGAUGCUGUUACGGUCGAAGGGGGCGAAGAAGAUUCUUGUGAGCGAGGUGUCUGAGCUGCGGAUUGAACAUGCCAGGCGUCUUGGAGCGGAUGUUGUCAUAAACCCUCUGCAGGGUGACAAGGGGUCUAACCCUGUACUAAAGGAAGUUUCUGACUUUACAGGCGAGGGAGUGGAUAUUGCCUUUGAUGCAUCUGGUCUCCAGACUACUCUUAACACUGCUAUAGCGUCAGUUAGGCCAGGAGGAACCAUUUUCAAUGUUGCAAUUCAUGAGAAGCCGCUGAGUGUGAAUCUUAAUGAUCUAUCUCUGCAAGAAAAACGCCUCACUGGCGGGAUUUGCUACUUGAAAAGGGACUUUGAAGAGAUUCUGGCCCUCCAGGGAUCAGGAAGACUUCCAGCAGAAGAGAUGAUUACGUCCAUCGUGCCACUUUCGGAUAUCGUUAAGGGGGGAUUUCACGAGCUGAUGGUCCAUAAAGCUAAGCAUGUCAAGAUCCUCAUUCAGCCUGGCGUUUAA
Aspergillus versicolor CBS 583.65 is the source of this 1095-nucleotide messenger RNA. Its product is annotated as 2,3-butanediol dehydrogenase. The transcript has 2 exons. Gene Ontology annotation, molecular function: (R,R)-butanediol dehydrogenase activity; zinc ion binding. The record is from RefSeq and is a predicted model, not a curated record. Gene Ontology annotation, biological process: butanediol biosynthetic process. Gene Ontology annotation, cellular component: cytoplasm. Bases 1 to 1095 code for a protein of 364 amino acids. NCBI's taxonomy places the organism in Eukaryota, Fungi, Ascomycota, Eurotiomycetes, Eurotiales, Aspergillaceae.